AUGCCUUCCUCAACACCCACCCACGUCUUCAUCGUCCGCCACGGCGCCCGCCUCGACAUGGCCGACGCCCAAUGGCAGCUCUCCUCGCCCACGCCCUACGACCCGCCCCUCACCUACGGCGGCUGGACGCAGACCCGCAGCCUCGGCUCCCGCAUCGCCACCCUCAUCGCCAACAGGCUCAACACCCCCCACCCCGCCUCCACCACCGCCGCCCACCCGCGCAAGAUCCGCAUCGUCAUCCACUCCUCCCCCUUCCUGCGCUGCAUCCAGACAAGCGUCUCAAUCGCAUCCGGCAUCGCGCAGCACCACCACCAGGAGAUCACAAACACGCACUACGUGCACGCCGACCCCGACGACGCCGACGGCGAGGGCGACGGCGAGCUCACCGUCGACCCCGCCCCGCACGACCGCUCAGAGCACCAAUUCGUCAAGCCGCUGCUGCGCCUCGACGCCUGGCUCGGCGAGUGGCUGGCCGAGGACUACUACACAGACAUCACGCCGCCGCCGCCCACGCCGCUGCUCGUCGGCUCCGCGAAAGCCGACUACAUCCGGCCCCCCUCCCCGCCCCCUUCCUCCUCCGCCCACCACGUACAGCACCACCACGUCCCCUCGCUCUACAACAUGUCGUCGCUCGCGGCGGCGCUGCCGCCCGCGUUCACGGGCGGCUUCGUCGCCCCCACGCCCACGUGGGCCACGUCGCCGAACGGCCCCAUCCCGCGCGGGUACUUCUCGCACGCGAAGCAGUACGCCGAGUUUGACAUCGGCUGGGACUCGACGAGGCUGGGCGGCGGCGGCGAGUACAAGGAGGAGUGGACGGCCAUGCAUAAGCGCUUCAAGAACGGGUGGAACCGCCUGCUGUGGUACUAUGCCACCGAGGACCCGCAGGUGGCGACCUCGCCGACGCAGUGGAAGCGCUGCGCGGCCGGCGAGGCGGCGGUGUCGAAGCCGGCUACUCCUACGCCUACACCAGCGAAGGAGCACCCGCAGCUGGCUACGGCGGCGGCCGUCAACGGCAACCCGACGCCGCCGCUCUCCGACUGCGGCGACGACGACGGCGCCGACACCGACACCGACACCGACACCGACAUCGAGACGGUGCUCAUCCUCGUCACGCACGGCGCCGGCUGCAACGCGCUCAUCGGCGCAAUCACGCACCAGCCCGUGCUCAUCGACAUCGGCAUCGCCUCGGUGACCAUGGCCGUCCGCCGCGACCACGACUCCUCCCGCUCUCACCACCACCACCACCACAGCCACUCCGCGCCCCCAACAACAGCAACCACAGACGACGCCCCCGCGGCCCCGCCGGCGAAAUACGCGCUCCAGAUCGUCGCGAACAACGAGCACAUCCGCACGGGCGCCACGCCGACGAGCACGCCGCCCGUGUCGCCGCACCUGCGCUCCACGGCCGCGAAGCGCACGACGACCAUUGGCGGGUUUACGCUGGCGGCGUCGGGCGCGGGGAAGGAGAUGGCGAUGUUCGGGCAUCAUGGGAAGCGGAGCGCGAGUACGGCCAGCUCCGGGCCCGCGCCGAAGGGGCUGUGGAGCCGCCCCGUGGAUGGGGGGGAUAGUCGGCCGGCGAGUAAGGAUGAGAGUGUCGGUAGUGGGAGUGGCAUCUUUGGGAGUAGCAGUAUGUUGUUUGGCAGUGCGAUUGAUGGCGGGAGUAGUAGUGAGGAUGAGGAGGGUGGGGGGAGUACGAACGGGAGUAUUGCGGAGGAGCCGGCGGCGGGGACGGGGCUGUGGGGGAGUACUAGUGCUGUGAGGGGCAGUGGGCUGUGGGGGGAUUCGGGCGCGGCCGGGUGGGAGAGGAAGAGGAGGUGGACGGCGUCGACGAGGAGUGAGUUCCAGAAUUAG
Molecule: messenger RNA, 1851 nt
Organism: Morchella sextelata
Lineage: Eukaryota; Fungi; Ascomycota; Pezizomycetes; Pezizales; Morchellaceae
Exons: 1
Coding region: 1-1851 (616 amino acids)
Source: RefSeq, a predicted model, not a curated record